AUGUCGCGGUUUGGAGAAAACAAUGGCAAGGGCAUUAAGCCCCUGCCAAGAACAAUUCGAGUUCGCAUGUUUGACAACUCGGAAUUAAUCAGAAGGUUAAAGAGGACGACACUUAUCGGAAAGAUUAUGAAUCCUGACGUUCAGAGUGUUGGAUCACUAGUUUUGAUGAUGCCUAGAAUCUGGAAACUAGAGGGUCAAGUGGUUGGGAGGGACUUGGGAUUGGGAACGUUCAGGUUAGAUUUCGAGAGAGAGGAAGAUAUUCUUGAGGAUUUCCGGAGAAUAGGGAAUGAGCUAGGAACUGUUCAAACCUUUUCGGCUACUGUGCUUCUUGUUUUAGUCUUCGCCAUGAUGAAGAAUCUUGCCCACACAGCGACUUGCACAAUCAUGUUUCGACACAUGACGAGUGAUUCGAGUCAAUCGAACUAA
Messenger RNA from Arabidopsis thaliana (thale cress), 426 nucleotides. RefSeq lists its product as uncharacterized. Bases 1 to 426 code for a protein of 141 amino acids. The transcript has 2 exons. The record is from RefSeq and is marked reviewed. NCBI's taxonomy places the organism in Eukaryota, Viridiplantae, Streptophyta, Magnoliopsida, Brassicales, Brassicaceae.